This is a messenger RNA of Schistocerca americana (American grasshopper), 6600 nucleotides long. RefSeq names its product ubiquitin carboxyl-terminal hydrolase 31 (gene Usp15-31). Lineage: Eukaryota; Metazoa; Arthropoda; Insecta; Orthoptera; Acrididae. The record is from RefSeq and is a predicted model, not a curated record. Gene Ontology annotation, biological process: protein deubiquitination. The transcript has 12 exons. Gene Ontology annotation, molecular function: cysteine-type deubiquitinase activity. Bases 91 to 2892 code for a protein of 933 amino acids.
UUUCUUGAUGGAAGUGCUGAGGAAGUCAGUUGACAAGUUUAAAGGUUAAAAAGUGUUGUAGAUGUGUGCGAAGGCUGUGACUUUGUCAUUAUGUCAGAUAAAAACUCCACAAGAAUAAUGAAGUCCUCAUCUGAAGGUGAAAUACUUGACAGGGAAGAAACACAGUUAAUAAAUGAGGCUGCCGAUUUUACUAGAGCGAACUCUUAUGCAGAGCCGAAGUUAAAACGCACCUUCACUCUUCCUAGGAAUCUUUUGUCGUCGAGAAUGAGUAAAAGAAGAGCUAAACAUAAAGAAGGUAAAGAUGUCAGUGCCUCAAAUGCGCAGACAAUUUCGGAAGUGCAAAAUACGGAUGCCCAAAAGUCAAAUAAAAAAGUGUUUAGAGUUCCUUCAUGGAAGAAGUUUAUAAACAAAGUGGUGCAUCAUAUGUCGACCGUAGGUGUUCCAAAUAAUAAAUAUGUGAGUGUUAAUUAUAAAUAUGACAGGCGUAGACGAGAUACUGUAUCGCUAUCGUCAUCUGAUAUUAGGGUACCACCGACUCGCCCCGCCCACCUUGCAAAUCUGGUAAACAGUGACAAGGUCCCCGGUGUAACAGGACUACGUAACCAUGGGAAUACGUGUUUUAUAAAUGCAGUUCUUCAGUGCCUCAGUCAUACCGAUAUUUUAGCUGAAUAUUUUGUUCUGGACCAAUACAAAGUUGACCUCUCCCGUAGGAAUAAGUUGAAUUCAAAAAAAUAUGGCACGAAAGGUGAAGUAACAGAACAGUUGGCCCUUCUCCUAAAAGCUAUUUGGUCGUGUCAGUAUGACCCCGAGAUCACCAACCAAUUCAAGAUAGUUGUCGACAAAUAUGGUAGUCAGUAUAGAGGUAACAAUCAACACGACGCCCAGGAAUUUCUUCUGUGGUUGCUCGAUAAAGUGCAUGAAGAUCUCAACACGGCGACGAAGAAGAAAUACAAGAUUAUUAAGAACUCAUUUGGUCGACCAGAUGAGGUGGUUGCUGCUGAAACAUUGGAAAACCACAUUCGCUGCAACAACAGUUUCGUGCACGCUGUGUUCCAAGCUCAGUUUAGGUCAUCACUAACAUGCCCACGCUGUAAACGGCAGAGCAACACGUUCGACCCCUUCCUCUGUGUAUCUGUGCCUGUACCGCAAAACCAGACGAGGCCCGUGUACGUCACGGUGCUGUACACUUCGCAGCAGCCGAGACAGGUGAAAUUAGGUGUCUCUCUCCCGGCUCACGCAGAAGUACGAGAAUUGCGUGAGCUGUUGGCAUCCGAUACAUGCAUCUCUGAGAACCACAUGCUGCUCACAGAAAUAGACGAUUUUGGCUUCCAUCGCACGUUUUCAGACACUCAGCCAGUGUCGAUAAUUAAGGAGACUGACCCUGUAUACUGUCUGGAGCUGCCACAGCUGAAAGAAGCGACAGAGGACAGCGGCGCCUACAUCCUACUGUGCUGGGUCAACUUGCUAGUUGUCGAUGAUCAAUGUGCGAGGUUUAGCAGUCCAUACACAAUGCAAGUUGGUCGUGAGACAUCUUACAAAGAUCUUCAGAAACUGAUCCUGAAAGAAAUGAACACAAUUCUUCAUGAUGAUGUUCUUGUCAAUUCACAGGAUAUUCCUCUGUUCCGCAUGCGCAUUGUUGAUGGGCUGGGAGGUUCACCUACGUUCCUGGAUCCCCUGCUCGACCACCCACUGUACAUGGAGGCUGUAGAUCAAGCACUUGCCCUGUGUGAGAAGGAAGCAGGGCCUCCUCAUCUGAAGCUGGUUUUAGAGUGGGAUCUCCAGGCCAAGGACAGCACAAUUGCUGAUGACAGUGACCAAAUGGAAGAACUUGCCAGUGUAAAGCAGCUGAAGAUGAGUACAGAGCAGGGCGGAACUGUCAGCCUGGAGGAGUGCUUUGAGUUGUACACACGAGCAGAAGUGCUGAGCGCUGAAGAUGCCUGGCAUUGCCCAUACUGUAAUCGCAAGCAAGAGGUAGUCAAGAAGUUGGGUCUGUGGUCUCUGCCAGAUAUUCUUGUGAUACACCUAAAACGUUUCAGACAGCAAUCCAAGCAGAGGUCUACAACAAAACUGACAACGCUGGUCGAUUUCCCUCUAUAUGGGUUCGAUAUGAAUCCUCACCUGGCUGACCGACCAAACGGCCCUCCUCCUCAAAACCUGUGUUCACCGGGUGGUGGUGUCCUCGGCGGUCUCGGCUGGUCUCCAUGGAAACGGCCUCGUCGCACUCCCAACCGACCGGAUGACAAUGUGUACGAUCUGUACGCAGUGUGCAACCACCAUGGCCAGGAUCCCCAGGGUGGCCAUUAUACAGCUUUCUGCCGGAACCCAUACGAUGCCCAGUGGUACUGUUUUGACGACACUCGCGUGGAGCCCGUCUCCGAGACGAGUAUAGUGACAUCUGCUGCCUACAUCCUGUUCUACCAGCGCCGGGGACUGAGCACGGGUUCCUACUCGGCCAGCUCAGCUGCAUCCACCAGCUCGUCGGGCUCUGGGCUUGACCAUUGGGUCUAUCGGAUGCCUGCUUUCAACCACUCCAUUAGCCGCUCUCAGGAAGACCUCUCCAACAAAGAAUCGGAAGAAAAUGCUGCGCCAAAUUUCACUCGUGGUGCUCGUAACUACUCGACGCUGCAACCGCAACCGACAAACAAGCGUUCAGUGGCCACGGAGACGGAAGCCGACCAUUACUCUGAUGAGGAUGCGCCACUUGCCUCUCCCAGGAGUGACUGGCCGAAGGAAGAGCAGAAAUCAGCUGAGAACGAGGUGCCAGUAGAAGUGACACAGAAGGAGUGUGCUGAAGACCAGAGGCAGGAUGUAUCUUGUGAAGCUGGAAUCCCCCCACCCCCACCGAGUGCAGAUGUCCAGCCGCCUACAGUUGUCACGGAGUCGUGUGUGUGACAGGAGGAGGACUUCGUUUUUCCUCACAUCACACUGGUGGCAUCGUUUCCCUGUUUCAUAUUAAACAUAAGUUUCUAUAAGCAGAAGACACUUGUACAAUCUGCUUCGAGGCUGCUGUGAGGACUUUUAUGUGGGCCUGAAAUUGCUCUGUUUAACAGGGAAACAAACCAUUACACCUAAACCGUUACUCGUCGUCGGUUAUCGUGUUAUAGGCUUCUCAUUACGCGGCAUAUUUGCUUUAAUGGCAGUUACCUCACUGAAUUCCAAAGUACAACUAUCAUGAAGUUCUAUUUUAGAUGCCUCUCAAAAGUAAUACUGAAUGCAUAUCAUGAUGUAUUUUCAAGUGUAAUAUUCCUAUUGCACAGUUGUUUAUAUUUCAAGAUCUGUAUAUGAUGUAGUGCAAUUACAGAAUUUUGUAAGUAUGAAAAUAAUACAAAGUAAACAUUUAGUUUGGAAUACAGAGGAGAUUCUUUAACAAUGUUUCAGAUCAUUAUAGAGAUGCUACUUGAACAUGGAUCAUAUUCCACAGUUUGUUUUGAUAUUUGUACUGCAGAGAAAAAGCUCUUCAGCUAAUACAUUAAGAUCAGAUUAAUUGUGGCUUUCUAAAAUGUAUUCAUUUUUUUUUUAAAAGCAUGUCAGCCAUUUGUAAAUUGAAGCAGAAAAUCAAGUUAGAGGCAACCACCAUGGUUGCUAAAAUGUUAGCAGUUGAGCUGGUGACUUACUUAAGGUAAUUUCUUGGUGCAGUUUAUGGAUGGCUGGUUUACAUGUUCUGAAAUUAGCAGUGUGUUUGGAGAUACUUGCACCAAUAUUGAUGCACUUCAUCCAUAAAAAAAUUAGUUCAGACAAGAAUUAUUACCUUCACUUUGUUAACUUUUUAAUCAAUUUAUAACAUACUGAUGGAAUGCCGAAGAUUUUUUUGUAGAUUUUAUAAACAAUGCAGACAAAUGUGACUUAGUCAAGUAACUGAAACCAUAACCACCUAUCAGAAACUGAUGCAACAGUUGUGUACUGGAAUUUUCAACUAUCUGUUAUUGUGAUUAAGUUAUCCUUGGGAGGGGGGAGCAAGUGAGAGAAAGAGAAAGAUUAUAAUUCAGAAACGUGGAUGGAAAAAAAAAUAGGAAGAUGAUGCAAGUGAUGGCAGCUAACCGAAGAUGUAUCGAAAUUAACCAAAUGCUGUUGCAUUUGUAUUUCUGUAAGGGAAUUUGUUUAUGGUGUCAGGUAUUUUGUAAUGAGGACAUUAAUGUAUCUUUCUUAGAAUUUUUUUUUUGUGUUACAGAUUUUUAUUUUUGCAAUAAGAGGCAUAUGUUUAGUUUUACAUACAUGUAGCAAGAAAUGUAAUUUAUUGUCGAUUACAAGUUUUGUCAAUGUCAAUAAACAGAAACUUUAUUACCUGGUAUAGUAUACCUCAUAUUAUCAAAAAUUUCAGAAAUUUUCAUGGAAAGUGUAUUAAUAUUUCUCAGCAUUCAUAUAAAAUACUGAUUAUUUGUUUUACAUGUUUGAAAUACUUGGUGUUGUUUACAUAUUUAUAUUAUCAGUUGCACUUAAAUUGUCAUGGGUGAAAUUACACAUAUUUAAAAAGAAGUCCUUGACUAAAGUAAUGUAGCUUAAGACAAAAAAUCAGCUCUCCCACAUUAAAAAAAGAAAGAAAAAAAAACAUACGUUGGUCUAUACAAAAUCUGCACUCCCCCCUGCUACCUCCCAAGAAGGAGGGUGAUACAAGCUUUGAAGAAAAGUAAUUAAUACCACCUCUCCUACCCCUCAGCCCCAUUCUUCUUAUCCUCCUGAUCCAUAUUCUUUUAUCUCCACUUCUUGUGCACAAGAUCUGAUAACUCAUUAUUUUCUUCCACUUGGUGCUGUACUCCAGUUUCACAUCAAUAUAAGUAGUUCUGGUGUCCAACAACUUUUCUGCAGUUAUGUUGAAAGAAGUACACAUUCAUUUAUAAUUUAAAAUGGCAUAUGAUCAUAAGACAUUUCACAGAAUUUAACUGUAAUGUCUAUUACGUAAAACACAACACAGUAUUAUACAUGUGCAAUCAGAAACACCAUUCUCCCCUACCUUUUCAUGGGGGUCUGAAUGUGACAGUUACUUUGUAAGUUCUACAUAGCCAAGCAAGAUAAUGAGUUCUUUUGUUUUGCAAAUGAACAUCCCUUCCUUGUGAGAAAGAGAGGAAAAAAUGGAAACAAAAUUUGUGGGAAUAGCAAAAAUGAAGGAUGAGUCACAAUUGAGAGAAAUAGAUGGGAGAGUCAUGACAGUAGGCUUAAAAUGUUUUUCAGUGGUCUUUUGGUUGGAUAAUUGCACAUUGAUGGCAAAUAAAUUAUGUAGCAAUUCCUGAACGAUAUCUUUUAACAUUUCAGUGUGUCACGUCCUUUAAUUCACAACUCUUGAAAAAUGAAAUUGAAUACUAGGAGAUUGACAUUUUCUGUCCCUGUUUUUGUGACAUUACAUUUUUUGUACACACUUAUUGUUUUUCUUUGCUUGGUCAUGAAACUCAACAUUAUGUACCAUUUAGACCUUUAAAGUGAACAGGUAGUAUGUUUGCAUCAGAGACAUAUUUAUUUCUCUCCAAUUUGUGUAGAGAAGUGUAUAAUUUAUUGUUGAUUCUGAAAUAGUGAACACUUCUGGCAACUGGAACCUGUAAUGAAACCACAUGUUUGUUGUCAUUAGUCAUUCUGGAAACACGACACUGGCAAAUCUGUGCUCAUGAACUUCACAGUGUACAGUAGAGAUAUCUAAGCUGCCCUCUUUUCUUAUCCUAACAAUCUGGUAUGGUUCAUGUCAUCGACAAAACUCGUUUCACUUACUGGAGCACAGUCGGCCAAAAUUUUCUAUAAUUUUUCUGUGUAUUAUUGUGUUGUGAUGAGAUGUUGGGCAUAGUUGGCCGAAUGAUGUAAAUAUUUGUAAAUAAAUGUAAAAAGACAUGUAAUUAAUUUGCUGAUGAUACCAGUUAGUAAUUACUGAUUUAUUUCCUAGUGUGAGCUAUACAUUUUGCGUUCCAUGGUGAUUGCAUCCAAAGUAUUAUACAACUAGUAUCAGCUUGUGAUAUACGUUAUUUGCCUCUCAGUUUUUGGUAUAAUUAGAUGAGACAUGCUCAUAUGCCGUCAAAUUGAAUCACCUAAUUAAUUGAUGUAUCAGUCUCCCAUCACACACUUGCAUAUAAUUUUGGCACUUGAUGCUGCAAUCGUCUUAUGACAUGUAACAUUCCAAGCCAGUUGGACAUAAAUGUAAAAUGUAAGAGAAAAAAUUUAUUUCUUUUAGAACACUACUUAUCCUUAUCGUCUCAUUGACUUGCACCAGAUAAUUUAACAUUCUGCUUCUUCCAGCAGCAUGAUUACCACUGACUGUUUGUUCCACAACAAUAUUAGUCCUCAUAGUUCAUAGGCAUACUGCAAUAUCCCUUGUCUCUAUCUUUAAAGUUUUUUGUGGACUGUGUCUACACCAUCUUUUAUUUCAUGUUUUAUCUGCAUCUUACAAUGCACACUAUUUAAAACACAUUAUAUGGUUUUGCUUUUUAAUUAACACAUUUCUUUCAUUUUUGCCCAAGCAUCCGUUUCCACGAUCAUCAACCAGCUGUUUGAGACAUUGAUAUUAUUACAUUACUUCUUAGCUUACUAGUGAAGAGAAAUUUACAAUUUUGUAAACUGUUCAUUCUGUAAUUCGUGAUUUUUCUUUACCGAGCGAGGUGGCGCAGUGGUUAGACACUGGACUCG